Pseudopipra pipra is the source of this 4075-nucleotide messenger RNA. It is a transcript of the gene FGF5, whose product is annotated as fibroblast growth factor 5. The transcript has 3 exons. Bases 1961 to 2725 code for a protein of 254 amino acids. Gene Ontology annotation, cellular component: cytoplasm. NCBI's taxonomy places the organism in Eukaryota, Metazoa, Chordata, Aves, Passeriformes, Pipridae. The record is from RefSeq and is a predicted model, not a curated record. Gene Ontology annotation, biological process: positive regulation of protein phosphorylation; regulation of cell migration; positive regulation of cell population proliferation. Gene Ontology annotation, molecular function: fibroblast growth factor receptor binding; growth factor activity.
CACUGGGGUUCUCUCCAACAGCUGGUCCUUGGGGACCAGCCUGGGCAAGCCUGCCCAGCUGGUGUCACCUUCUUGGUGGCCUCACCAAUGGCCAUGCCUCUCAGGAGUUUGGGUUUUCUAGGAAUUCUUCACUGGAGGAGAAAAAUUGGUCCAGAAGUGUGAGUGGGCAGAGGAUGCCUGGCAGCAAGGGCAGCACCAGAAAGGCUGCUGGAAACUGUUGGUGUGGACCCAAGGGUAAAAAUUAGGGAGGCUGUGCUUGCUAGUGAACCUCUGGGUUACAGCAGCUUUGGGUGGGCAUCUCUGCCCAGGAUGUGCAGGUGCCUCCUUUCCGCUCCUGGGCUGCUGCUGUGCCCUGUCACUUCCCGGGUGGCAACUUUAAACAUUUUUGCAUUCACCUUAACUUACAGUGGCAGAAAUUGUUUGUGGUCUGCUUACCUAGAUGGAGAACAGAGAUUACCCUGGGAUCAUCCUGUGGCAGCUGCAGCCUUUACACCAAGAUGCCCAAGAGGAAAUCCUCCUGGAGCGAGGUGGCCGUUCCUCCCUGCAUGCCUCAGCCCAGCUGAUACAGGAGGUCCAGCACAAACUCCACACGAAGGGAGGUUCAGAACCCUGCAGGUCCUCGUCCUGCUCAUGGAUCUGAAUUCAGACUCGGUGUGUUCGUGUAAUACAAGAUGAGGUGGGUAAGUGGAAGUCAUGGAUUUUGCCAGGCCAACUGCUACAGCUGGGAGAAGUAAACAAGAUUUGAGUGCCCUGACCCUCCUUCAGGUAUGUGCAUCUAUAUAUAGGGCUGUCUAAAUAUACAUGUCUAUAUAUAAUGUGUGUGCAUAUAGCUGUGUGGAUAUAUAUAUGUGCUGAGAAAUGGUUUGAAAUUGCAGCAAUGCUGUGAGAUCAUCUCUGCUUGCACCAGGCUGUGCCAGGUGUCAGCCAGGCAGGAUACGGCCCCUUAAGUGCGCGUCUCUCCCUGUUCCCCCAACCUUCAGCUUCCUGGGAAUGCGAAGGUCACUCUCCAGCGUGCCACCCGCUCUGCCUCCUUCCUGCUGAACCCGAUCCCCGGGUGUGUGGCCUGGCCAAGUCCGCUGGCCAGAGCCACCCCUGGGGAUGGCUGGGGAGUGGUUACCAGGUGGGAUUUAGGGGAGUACACAGGUUGGCAGGAGCACUGAGGGCACAGAGGUGCAGGCUGGGCAGGGUGGGUUUGGCCCGUGUUGACUUUUGUAGACGUGAGGUUUUCCCGGUGGCUUCAGGGGCCUCGAGCAGCCCCAGGAGCUGAGAAAAGCGGAAUCCGCUCAGAGCUGUGCGGUGUGAUGGAUGGGCUGUCGCCGCGGGGUCCCCUCCUGCACCGAGGUGCUGUGUGGCAGAGUUGCCUUUGUAAUUGGGAAGAAAUACGGCUGCCAGAGCUGGGGGGCACCUGGCACGUGUGUGGGUCGCUGCGCCCGCAGCAGGAGGCCGGGCUGCGUACCCCCGCCUGGGAACCGCGGGGAAUGUUGGGCACAGACAAGGGGCAGAGCUUCCCUGCAGGCUGUGAGAUGCUGUCAGGGUCGUGGUGGGGACCCUCACCCCCAAGAGCUGCUCUCAAGGGCGGAGCAUGGCUGUCCUGCCCCAGGUGGGAUGGAGAGCAGCUUUGGCGGCUCGGGGGGCUGCCCUCAGCCCCACUCCCGAGCCCCCCGCCCGAGUCUGGGCUGGGCUGGGCGUGCAGCUGCCGUGUCACCCCCCGAACCCCGGGCGGGGGGCUGCAACUCGACCCUGUCCCCAGGGUCCCGCGGCCCCGUCCCGGCGAGGCGGACAAGUUAAUUCCCAGAUGGAUGCGCCCCCGAGCCCCGCAUCUGCCGCGGGUACGGGGCAGGGGGGGCUGGCGGGGCCGGGCACAGGUGCGGGGCCGCCGCCCGGUUAUAAAUAGCGGGGAGGGGCGGCCCGGCUCCCCCCCGUGCCCGGUUCCCCCCGCCGGGGCUCAGAGCGGAGCGGGAUGCGGCGCCCGCCCUCCCUCCUCCCGCCCGCCGGCACCAUGAGCCCGUCCUUCCUCCUUCUCCUCCUCCUCCUCGCCCUGCCCGCCCGCUCCCGGCGGGAGCAGGUGCCCGGCGGGGCGCAGCGGGGCCGCAACGCCCCCACGCCUUCCUCCUCCUCUUCCUCCUCCUCCCCGGCGGCGGCGGCGGGGCCGAGCCGCUUCCCGCGGAGCCGCCCGGAGCGGCGGCGGGGCCGCCUGUACUGCCGGGUGGGCAUCGGCUUCCACCUCCAGCUGCACCCCGACGGCCGCGUGGACGGCGCCCACGACGCGAGUCCGCUAAGUAUUUUGGAAAUAUUUGCUGUGUCUCAGGGGAUUGUAGGAAUACGAGGAGUUUUCAGCAACAAAUUUUUAGCGAUGUCAAAAAAAGGAAAACUCCAUGCAAGUGCCCGGUUCACAGCAGACUGCCAUUUCCGGGAGCGCUUCCAGGAGAACAGCUACAACACCUACGCCUCGGCCGUGCACCGCAGCCCGCGCUCGGGGCGCCAGUGGUACGUGGCCCUCAACAAGCGGGGCAAAGCCAAGCGGGGCUGCAGCCCCCGUGCCCGGCCCCAGCACGUCUCCACGCACUUCCUGCCCCGCUUCUGGCAGCCGCAGCCCCCUGAGCUCACCUUCACCGUCGCCCUCCCUGAGAAGAAGCCCCCGCCGCCGAAGCCAAAGCUCCCCCCAUCCCCGCCUCGGAAGAACCCCGGCCCCGUCAAGUACCGGCUGAAGUUCCGCUUCGGGUAGUGCCACAGUGGGGAUGCCGGCGCCGGAGAGACCGAGCAGCCUUCGGGGCUGACCCCACGGGAGACCUGCGUCCCCCUCCCCAGAUGGACACGGGAGAUCUCCAGGUCUUCUCUUCACCACCCGAGCAUCCCCGGAGGUGUGUGUUGGGCUGACACAACUCGGGCUUUCCAAAGAGUAUUCCUGUGGUGAACUGAAAACACUGCAUGGACCUCGGGUUAGUGUUCUGAUGCUGAAAGAUGCAGAAAGGUACCUCUACGGCGAACGUAUUUUUUUACCUUGUUUUCACUAGUGACUUCUUUGACAAUCAUUUUCAUACGAGAGAUGCUCAGAGCCAAGCAGUUUUGUUUGUUUUUCUUGCAUCUCCUUCUUGCUGCACUUUUUCCUCCAACCUUACCUCAGACACCGGAUAUCCAGGUCUGCCCCUUCCCCUUCUCCUACAAACCAGCUCCUCCCUUCCACAACAAAAGAGCAAGACCAAGCUCUGCAAAUUCACUCAUCUUAUGGUGCAAGGGGAGUGGGUAUUAAAACUCCCUGUUGGCAAUAAUAGAUACCUGUAUGUAUUUUUUAAGGGUUGCAGGCUUGGGGAGGGCGGCUGUUUGCAGCCCCGCUCCCGGGGUCUCUCCUGUUCUUCCCUGGACAGCCAGAGGAGCGAGUCUACUUCUGUAUGUCCAAGUAUGGAUUUGAUAUCUGUGUUUAAAUUACCUCUGCCCCGGUGCUGGGGCAUUUCUGUUGCCUGGUAGAGCCCCUCCACACCCCUGCUCCCUGGGGACAGGGACACCUGUGGCCCUUGGGUGCCUGCUGGUUUCUUCCAACAGUUUUUGCUGCUGAUUUAUUUUACCAUUCACAAUACAUUUGCAGAGGUGGGGAUCCAGGGUUUUAUUUUACAGUGAGCGUGGCGAUGUGGCAAUAAAUACCGUUACAGCUGCUUGUCCCUUUGGAAGUGUUUUUCCAGGUUGCUAAUGGCCUCGAUGUUGAAUUGUUUCUCUGUGUGAUGUACUCUGUGGAGUCAUUGUGCCUAUGGAGUUUGUAAUCAGUGUUUAGCUGAGCUGCUGUACGUACAGACAACGGUAGCAUCGAACCUCACCGGUGAAGCCUUAAUAGGAGCCCAGGUGGGUUCACGUGGGCAGAACCCCUCCAGACCUGACCUGCCAGUGUCCGGCAGCAACAACGAGGGUGAGCGGCAGGGCUGAGCCUCUUCUCCAAAUGUGAUUGUGGUACAAAUGACUGUUUGCACUGGGAUCCCAGUUCUUUGCCUCUCAUCCUUCUGGGCAGCCCCUCCUGGACACGCACACUCCACGUACGGGGACGGAUGGCCCCGCUGGAAUAAAAGAGUUGUGUUUCAUUUUAUAA